AUGCGCCCAUCCCCAUGCGCCCAUCCCCGUGCGCCCAUCCCCGUGCGCCCAUCCCCAUGCGCCCAUCCCCGUGCGCCUAUCCCCGUGCGCCCAUCCCCGUGCGCCCAUCCCCGUGCGCCCAUCCCCGUGCGCCCAUCCCCAUGCGCCCAUCCCCGUGCGCCCAUCCCCGUGCGCCCAUCCCCGUGCGCCCAUCCCCGUGCGCCCAUCCCCGUGCGCCCAUCCCCGUGCGCCCAUCCCCGUGCGCCCAUCCGUGCAGGUAUUCAGAGGGGCGGGCUGCAACUGAGGGACACCGUCAACGCCGUCAUUCGCCAGCGCCGGUUCAACGAGGCCAUAACGUGUCCGCGCUCGCAGCAGUGCGCCGGUUCAAUGAGGCCAUCAUGUGUUUGCGUCCGCAGCGGCAGUCCUCAUCUCCUCUCAUUUCCUCCUUGUUCCGCCCUCUCUCCCGCCUCUCCCACCCUCUCCCCCCCCUCUCCCGCCCUCUCCUCCCCUCUCCCCCCCUCUUCCCCCUCUCCCCCCAUCUCCCCCCCUUUCCCCCCCCUCUUCCCCUCUCUUCCCCCCACGCAGGCAGAGGCGGUUCAACGAGGCAAUAACGUGUCUGCGCCCGCAGCAGCGCUUCUCCCAGCUGCUGGAAGAAAUGAAGGGUGGCAACUUCACCGCCCACUCCCCCUCUCACUCCCUCUUCCAAUUCCCCACUUCAUCUCCCUCUCAUUCCCCUCUCCCCCCUCACUCCCCCUCUCACUCCCCCUCUUGCUCUCCCUCUCACUCUCCCUCUCAUGCCUGCUCGCCCUCCCGCCCUCGCCGCUCAAGACGCUGUGGUUGCCCUCCACUCGCAUCUCUUGUGCACACCGUACCGCCGCACGCUAG
Messenger RNA from Closterium sp. NIES-65, 864 nucleotides. The record is from the annotation of a GenBank genome assembly. NCBI's taxonomy places the organism in Eukaryota, Viridiplantae, Streptophyta, Zygnematophyceae, Desmidiales, Closteriaceae.